AUGGCGGCUGCGACGCUCCGCUCUGUACUCCGCCGCAAUCGCCUCCUGACCUUGUUCGAAACCUGCCACCUUCGAGAUCGCCUCUUCUUCUCCUCCUCUGUCAACGCUGCCGCCGUCACCGUAGGCGGCACCAUAUCUCCAGAUCCCCACUUCAUGGUGGAAUACCUCGUGAAUUCCUGCGGGUUCUCGCCCUCCGAGGCAGCCAAGUUCUCUAAACCCCUUGCGCACCUCCGAUCCACCGAGAAACCCGACGCCGUUCUUAACUUCAUGAGAUCUCAGGGCUUCGAUGGCGCCGGUAUCAGGAAGGUGAUAUCUUGGAAACCCAAUUACCUAUGCUACAACGUGGAGAAGAACCUCGCCCCGAAGUUUCAGUUCUUACGCGAUUUGGGCCUAUCGGAGUCGGAUAUCGUCGAUGCCAUCCAGAAGAACCAUGGCAUCCUCCUCUUCAACGUUCAGCGUUCCAUCGUCCCCAGAUUGGAGAUGUGGGAAAGUCUCUUGGGAUCGAGAGAACUCGUUCUCAAGCAUCUCAAGAAGACCCGAUGGUUUUUCUUCUCCAGCGUUGAGAAGAAUUUGCAACCUAACCUAAAGUUCUUGAGGUACGAGUGCGGCAUUCCUGAAGAAAGGCUCUCUGUCGUCUUGAGAAGUCACCCACAAUUAAUCUCACAGAAACCAGAGUCUCUCCGAGGUUUGGUGGCGAGAGCCGAUGAGCUGGGGAUGCCACGGCAAUCUCGGAUGUUCAUGUGGACAGUUAAUAUUCUCCAGAGGGUAAGCAAAGAAAGGUUCGAGGCCAAGGUCGAGUUCAUGAGGAGGUUCGGGUGGUCGGAGUCGGAGUUUUCUUCUGCUGUCAGGAAAGCACCCACCUUCAUAGGCAUGUCCCUCGAUAUGUUGCGCAGAAAAGUGGAAUUUUUUAUCAAUGUGAUCGGUUACACCCCUUCCUUCAUCGCCGACAAAUCAUAUCUCUUGCUAUUUAGUCUGCCGAAGAGGGUAAUUCCUCGGUUUCGUGUCACAGAGAUGUUGAAAUCGAAGGGAUUGUGGACUGGACAAGGCAAGUUUACAUGCAUUCUCACAUUAUCAGAUACCAAAUUCAUUGAGAAGUUUGUUCUCCCUCACAAAGAAAAUGUUCCUGAGCUGCUUGAUAUUUUGAGAGUUGCGGGCGUGUGUAAAGGAAAAUGA
Messenger RNA from Musa acuminata AAA Group (dessert banana), 1173 nucleotides. RefSeq names its product transcription termination factor MTERF15, mitochondrial-like. The coding region runs from base 1 to 1173 and encodes 390 amino acids. The transcript has a single exon. Lineage: Eukaryota; Viridiplantae; Streptophyta; Magnoliopsida; Zingiberales; Musaceae. Gene Ontology annotation, molecular function: double-stranded DNA binding. The record is from RefSeq and is a predicted model, not a curated record. Gene Ontology annotation, biological process: regulation of DNA-templated transcription.